This is a messenger RNA of Acytostelium subglobosum LB1, 675 nucleotides long. RefSeq lists its product as hypothetical. NCBI's taxonomy places the organism in Eukaryota, Evosea, Eumycetozoa, Acytosteliales, Acytosteliaceae. The record is from RefSeq and is a predicted model, not a curated record. The coding region runs from base 1 to 675 and encodes 224 amino acids. The transcript has 2 exons.
AUGUUGAGAUUUAGCAAUACAUCACAGCUGAUAUCAUCCACCUCUCUGUUGAAGAGAGUGGUGUUGCAGCAACAACCUCAACUGCAACAACCUCAACAACCAACAGGAACAAGAUCAUACGUAAAGAAGAUGGUCACAAGGAGAAUGUACAACAGCAUAAGGACAGAGACAGUCAAUUGGGACAACAUUCGUCGCUCAGAGACACUGGAGGCAUUAUGUCUACCACCUGCGAUCAAGGACGAGAACAAACUCAAGAUGGAGGCACAGAACGUCGACAGCACCGAAGCCGAAAACGCGUCCAGUGCACAGAAUGCCACCUCUGACCUGCUCGACAUGAUCCACAAGAUCAAGUAUGAGGAGUCGCGCGAGGAGGUCGACCUGUCGCCCAACGUGACACCACGCGCUGUCACUGCGCGCUCACUCGUCAGAGCCUUCUGGGACCCAGACUACAUCACGCGUCAACAGGACCAAUACACCAAAAAGACCAAGAAGUCAAGGUUCUACUAUCAAGCCGGCGAGAACUCUGUUAUGUUUGAGUUUGCCAGGCUGAAGCUUGAGGAGAUCAACAAAAUGGAGUUGAAGGAGUUGGAGAGACAGAAGAAUGUUGUGGAGUACGCAAAGCUGUUGAAGGAGAAGACAAAGGAGGAGAUUUCCUCCAGCAUGGCCAAGGUCUAG